This is a messenger RNA of Angiostrongylus costaricensis, 366 nucleotides long. NCBI's taxonomy places the organism in Eukaryota, Metazoa, Nematoda, Chromadorea, Rhabditida, Metastrongylidae. The record is from the annotation of a GenBank genome assembly.
AUGUCUUGUCAAGAAAUCUCUCGAUGUGAAGUUGCUCGACACUGUGCGCCCGACGAUGCCUGGAUUAUCAUUCACAACGAUGUUAUCGAUAUAACAAAGUUUCUUGAUGAACAUCCUGGUGGUGUAGAAAUUAUGCUUGAAUAUGUCGGAUGUGACGCUACAGACGCUUUUGAGAGUGUGGGUCAUUCGGCGACUGCUCGUUUGCUCGCUGAAAAAUGUAAAAUUGGAAUUUUACCGAAACAUGAAGUAACCGAAACGACCCAGUACAUCACUGAGGCAAAGGUUUUAUCACUUCCUCGAAUUCAAUCGGUCAACAGCCAGUUAUCGUUCCAGAAGCUCUUGUGUCCGCUUCAUGUUACUUCGUAA